Messenger RNA from Chironomus riparius, 1925 nucleotides. The record is from the annotation of a GenBank genome assembly. Lineage: Eukaryota; Metazoa; Arthropoda; Insecta; Diptera; Chironomidae.
AAAUUGAUUAUCCACGAAGUUGUGAUAUGAUUUUAAGUGUAUUUAAAUGAUGCUGAGCUUUGAAGCUUCAAUUGUAAUAAUUGCAUUAAACUUUGUUUUGACAAAAGCUGGUCCACUUGAUUGGGCGAGAGUGGAAAUACCCUGGGCAAGAGCUGAUCGAAUUCCUAUUGACGUAAAUUUACCGUGGUUGCCAUUUGAAAACGAGACGCGAUGCUACGGUGAAAUUGGAUGUUUAAAUAUCACCAGAGAAUGGUAUCAUUUGAUUCACAGGCCAUUCAAUGUCUUCCCACUGCCACGAAAUGUCAUCAAUACACGAUUCAUUCUUUAUACCAAUGAAAAUCCCACCGAUGGACAGCUCCUGGUUGCUGAAGAUAAAGCUUCCAUCAAUGGAUCUAAUUUUAAGCCGGAUCGUCCUACAAAGUUCAUAAUUCAUGGAUUCAUUGAUACUCCAUUGUCUAAUUGGGUGUCUGAGAUGAAACAGGAGUUGCUCAAACAUUCUGAUCAAAUUCAAGUUAUCGUCGUAGAUUGGGGAAGCGGAUCAUUGCCAUUGUACACACAAGCUGUUGCUAAUACUCGUCUUGUAGGUUUAGAACUUUCUUAUUUAAUAAAGAAACUAAUUGAUGAUCAUGGUCUUAAUCCAGAAGACGUGCAUUUAAUAGGACAUUCACUUGGCUCUCAUCUUGCCGCAUAUGCAGCUGAAAGAAUUCCGAAUAUAGGACGCAUUACUGGAUUAGAUCCAGCUGAGCCUUUCUUCCAAGGAAUGCCAGAAUUCGUCCGUUUAGAUCCUAGUGAUGCAAAAUUCGUCGAUGUCAUUCAUACAGAUGCAAGAAGUCUAUUCCUCCUUGAAAUACCAGGCUAUGGAAUGUCACAGCCCUGCGGACACUUAGAUUUCUAUCCAAAUAAUGGAAAAGAGCAGCCAGGAUGUAUAUUAUCACAAGAAAGUAGUGCAUUGAUUCCUCUAACACUUAUAAAAGAUGGAAUUGAAGAGGCGAGUCGAGUUCUUCUGGCUUGUAAUCAUGUUAGAGCUAUAAAAUUAUUCACAGACUCAAUCAAUGGAAAGUGUCCAUAUGUAGCUCAUCGUUGCCCAUCAUACCAGCAUUUCACAGAUGGCAAGUGCUUCAAAUGUAAUGGAGGAAAUUGUGCAUUAAUGGGCUAUCACUCAACAAUGCCUUAUUCCUAUCAAAAUUACCAUAAUCAUAAUGCAUCUGAGAAUGAUGUUGUUCCGUCACCCGAUAAUUAUCCACCGAUUGCUCCGGUACAGGGUAAAUAUUUCCUGAUAACAGGCAAGGAACCAUUGUGUCAACGACAUUACAGAUUUAUUAUUGAGAUGGCUAGGCCAGUCAUGGCUGAGAAGUGGGUGCAAGGAUUCUUAACUGCCGGCAUUUUUACUGAGCGUGGCAAAAGCCUCAGGAAUUUAGACUUGACUCCGAAAGGGACUCAACGAUUUGAGCAUGGCAAGUCGUACAUGAUUGUUGUCACUAAUCCAAAUGACAUUGGAGAUCGAAUUAAUAAGGUUGAGCUGAAUUGGAGUCACGAGAUGAACGUUCUUGAACCUAGAAAUCUAUGCCUAUUCUGGUGUAAUGAUCAUUUAUAUGUGAAGUCGAUAACAGUUGAUAUGAUGCAAAUGCCAACUAGGGAAAAACGUGAACUUGAAAAAUCGAACAAACUUUGUCCAAAACAAGAAAUUGCUGAUAUUAAAUCACUCGGACGUGUUUUAUUCUACGAUAGUUGUAAGAGAUGAAAUUAAAGGAAUUAAUGUAAUUAUUAGAUAUUAGACUUCAAUGCUAGUUUACUGGUACAAAGAGAGAUGAAGAUAUAUCAGUUAUGAUUUCAUUGACUGAUGACUUACUAUUUGUGACGACUUUAUUUUAAGUCAAAAAAAAAAUCGAUUUUAAUUUAUACGAUUAAAGUUUUUUAUUAUUGUG